Molecule: messenger RNA, 1893 nt
Organism: Pyrus x bretschneideri (Chinese white pear)
Lineage: Eukaryota; Viridiplantae; Streptophyta; Magnoliopsida; Rosales; Rosaceae
Product: myb family transcription factor EFM-like
Exons: 4
Coding region: 216-1607 (463 amino acids)
Biological process (GO): regulation of DNA-templated transcription
Molecular function (GO): DNA-binding transcription factor activity; DNA binding
Source: RefSeq, a predicted model, not a curated record
CCCUCACUUUAUCUCUAUAUAUAUAUAUCUCUGUCUCUCUAACCUUGUUUUGAAAAACUUCUCCAUCCUAUCUAGAGUUUCCUAGAAAGAGCCAAAGACCUUCUUUUGCUCUUGUUUGUUCCCUCAUAACCCUGUUCUUGUUUUUGCUUGAGCAUCGACAUUUUCUUAUAAAAACAGUAGUGAGUUUUCUGAGAAAGUUACAAUAUUUAAGUCAAAUGGCAUCGUCGCCUUCAGAGCUGAUCAGUUACUCCAUGCUCCUCAAAUCCUUUGCGGAUCUGCAGGCGUCUCACCUCCACGACCAGCCUCAGACUCAGAAGCUUGAAGAAUUCCUCUCCCGCCUCGAAGAAGAACGUCUCAAGAUCGACGCUUUCAAGCGCGAACUCCCUCUUUCCAUGCAACUCCUCACCACUGCUGUGGAGGCUUCAAGGCAGCAGCUACAGGCGUACAGAACAAACAAUAUCCAAGGCCAAACCAGGCCAGUGCUUGAAGAAUUCAUACCCCUUAAACAUUCAACCUCUGAAGGCUCAGAAAAACCCACCAACCCUACUUCUGAUAAGGCAAACUGGAUGACCUCCGCCCAACUCUGGAGUCAAGCAACUGAUCAUAAUCCUAGUGCAACGUCCAAACCUCAAUCAACUAUAACAUCUGGCCCGAAAGAAGCCGAUAUCGGCUUCAGCGUCAGCCCCAAGCUAGGGUUAGACACCAAGCAACCUAGGUCCUACGGUGGAGGAGCAUUCCUUCCGUUUUCCAAAGACCGCAGCCCUACUUUGCGGCCUCUUCCGGAACUAGCUCUUGCCUCUCCGGAGAACAAGGCAGAGAUUAUCUUGGAGGACCAUCAUGAGAAUGGAAAUAAUAAUUCAUCAUCAGCUGCUGGGAACUGUAAUGAACAAGGUAAUAACUCGGAGGGACAAAAUGGACAAACAACUACAGCCGCCGCCGCCGCUCAAACCCAUAGAAAGGCAAGGAGGUGUUGGUCUCCGGACUUACACCGCAGAUUCGUCAAUGCCCUUCAAAUGCUUGGUGGUUCUCAAGUGGCGACCCCGAAACAGAUCAGAGAGCUGAUGAAGGUUGACGGUUUGACCAAUGAUGAAGUUAAAAGCCAUUUGCAGAAGUACAGGCUCCACACGAGACGACCAAGCCCAAGCCCCCAAGCAGGCGGAGGACCAGCGCCACAGCUGGUAGUCCUAGGCGGCAUCUGGGUGUCGCAGGAGUACGCCACUGCAGCCCACAACGGUCCCACGGCUCUUUACAGCCCGCACCCGGGCUCCCAUGCACCAACGCACUAUUGCGCCACCCCAACGCCACAAGAUUUCUACGCCACGCAGCAGCAGCUGCACCACCACACUCUCCAACACCAGCUCCACGUGUACAGGACGUCGACCGCUUCCCACACCCAGAGCUCCCCCGAGUCUGAUGGCCGAGGAGCCGGGGACAGGUCAGGGAGUAUCGAAGAAGGCAAGUCGGAUAGCAGCAGCUGGAAGGGUACUGAGAGCGGUGAUCAUGUUCACAUGAACGGCGGAGAUCAGAGAAACGGAGGAGGGUUGGCUGCGAGGAGAUCGGAAGACGGCGGGGACAGUAACGGAAGUCAGAUCACGCUCAAGUUCUGACCUUUUGAUGAUUAAUUUUCAUAGGAUAAAUAGGAGAAAGAUUAGAGCUACCCAUAUGUAUGUUCUAUGGGCUAAUCAUGUUUAAUCUAAUAUUUGUCCAUUAUUUAUGAUGUGAAAUGUGCCCAUCGGGUUAGGAUUAGAGGAGAAGUUUUUCAAUGUGUCGGAACAUGGAAUCAUAUAUUACAUGUUAUUACAGGUUUAUUUGUAUAAUGAUAUGUAAAUCACAACCCUAUGUUUUGAACACACAAGAAAUCUCUCAAGUUAGACAUUAGAAAGGGAUAAAAAG